AUGACUUACCAUAAAUAUGUCGUAACGGCUCAGAAACCAACUGCCACACAAUUUGCAGUCAAAGGAUCCUUUACAGCACCAAACGACACCAACUUGGUGCUUGGCAAAGGAACACGUAUCGAGAUCUAUACCUUGACUCCAGAUGGACUCAAGCCUACGCUGGAAUUCAGUAUCUAUGGUACAAUUACUGCAAUGACCCUUCAUGUCCCACCCGGUCGAGACAAAGCUUCCCUUUUCUUAUUGACCGCACGUCACAAGUACUGUGUUCUGAACUACUCAGAGUCAUCGCAACAAGUUCUGACCGAGGCAAGCGGCGAAGUACUGAUGCCAGGUGAAAUGAGAAUGGAGACUGGCAAUAUUCGUACAGCUAUGGAUCCGUCUGGUAUCUACUUUGCAGCAACUCUUUAUCAGAACAUUCUCACCGUAAUCAUCCCAAGUGAAUGCGCUCGUAAUCGCGAAGGAACUAAUCAUCGUCGACGAUCAUCUCUUAAAACACGUGAAUCUCGGCGAAGACACAGCCAAACUAAAUCUUCAACACCUCAAGACUUUGUCCACAUCAAUCUUGCAGAUAUGUUUGUGGUAUCGAUUGCAUUCUUGCAAAACUCAGAUGAACCUACACUUAUGGUAUUGUAUGAUACACCUGUGGGCCACCGUUUUCUCGAGCUAUUCACCUUAGACCUUCGGAACCGAGAACUUGUGCCUUACAAAAUGAAGCCAGAGCGAUUUGGCAGAGAUGCGAAUCUUUUGAUUCCAAUGCCCGCGCCUGUGGGUGGAGUGGUGGUCAUUUCGGGUCAAUACAUACGCUUUAUUCACCCAGACAAAAACCCAAGAGCAAUUGGCAUCCGACCUUGCACGAUCAACAGUUAUUCGAUCAUGGAUCAAAGUGGAUCUCGCAUAAUGCUAGCAGACACCGAUGGAACACUCUAUCUUUUGGCAGUAACUUUGGAUAACAAGACUGUAGAUCGACUUUCUUUAAUUAGUCUUGGUCAGAUUCCUUUGCCUUCAUGUUUGGUAUACUUGGAUAACGAUGUCGUAUUCGUAGGAUCCACAUUAGGAGACUCCCAGUUGGUUCAUAUUAUGGAAUGUGAUGACACCACAUCAGGCGACGUUCAACUAGAAGUUCUCGAAGAGUUUCCAAACCUCGGCCCCAUCUCUGACUUUUGUGUCGCUGACUUGGAUAAGCAGGGACAUAAUCAAUUGAUUACUUGUUCUGGUGUCGGAAAAGAUAGUUCAUUACGUAUUAUUCGCAAUGGUGUUGGAUUAAAUGAACUUGCGGCUAUUGAGAUUAGUGGUGUUAAAGGAGUCUGGGCUCUACGUCCAUUGUUUGAAGAUGUUCAUGACGAUAUGCUGGUAAUUUCAUUCUUUAAUCAGACACGAAUCCUUCAAUUGCGAGAUAGUACCAUGGUGCCAGUAGAAAGUCAUUCUGGUCUUGCACUCGAUCAACGUACACUGGUCACAGCUGUGAUGGUUGGAAAUCUCAUUAUUCAGGUUACUGAGCACAGCGCCCGUCUUGUUGAAUCUACCCCAGACGGAAAUUUAUUGGACGAAUGGAAAGCACCCGAAGGCACCCAGAUUACUGUGGCUAGUGUCAACCCAACACAGUGUGUACUAUCUACUGGGUUUGGCCAACUUAUUGCUCUUCAGGUUUCCAACAACAGAUUUGAAGAAAUAGGGCAAUUGGAGCAUGAAGUAUCGUGUAUUGAUAUCAGUCCAACCGAUACUUCUCUGGCAUCUUCGGUAGUGGCUGUAGGAAUCUGGGGUAAUGUCGGCGUCCUACUGCUGUCUCUGCCUUAUUUGAAUAUUAUUGCCGAAGAACCUUUGGCCGGUACUGUCAUGCCACGUUCGAUCCUUAUGGCCAAAUUCGAGGAGAUUUGUUAUUUGCUUGUGGCUUUGGGAGAUGGUCAGUUCUACAACUUCAAGCUCGACAGUCGCCAGGGAAAACUGUGGGAUAAGAAACGUACAUUCCUUGGAAAACAGCCGAUUUCUCUGGGAUCUUUUACAUCGAAUGGUACCACUCAUGUGUUUGCAGCUUCUGACAAGCCGAGUGUUAUUCAUAGCCGAAAUCAAAAGUUACUUUAUUCCAAUGUCAAUCUAAAGGAAGUAAGAUGUGUCACAUCUUUUAAUAGUGUGUCGUUCCCAGAUGCAAUUGCACUGACGACCAAGGAAGGAUUGUUGAUCGGUCAGAUGGAAGAAAUCCAAAAAUUACACAUCACCAAAAUUGCAACAGUCGAUACUCCUCGUAGGAUCACUCACCAAGAAUCCACAAGGACCUUUGGACUUGUGACCGAAUCUUCUCAACAACAGCUAUCAUCUAAUGGAAAACCUUUGAUGGGUGGAUUUGAAUUGAUCGAUGACCAAACUUUUGCAGUGCUGGAUCGUAUUUAUUUUCAAGCACCAGAACGUCCAUUGGCAGUGGCCUCGGUUGUGUUUGACAAUGAUGCAAAUACUUAUUAUGUUCUCGGAACUGGAAAGGAAACCGAUGCCUAUGAUGCUGUUGGAGAAGGAAGGCUUUUAGUGUUCACUGUAAAAGACCGAAAAUUAGACCUGGUAUUCCAGAUCAAAGCUCAUGGAAUAGUAGAAAAUAUACGACCAAUGGAUGGAAAGGUCUUGGUGACCUCUCGUGGUCAAAUUAAUAUCUAUUCUUGGGAAACAGGAUUAUCUGGCAAGGGUUAUCUGGUGUCUGAAUGUUCACACACUACACCUACUGUAACCACCUCUGUGGCCAGUUGCAACGAUAUGAUUGUUACCGGUGACACUGUUUGCUCAAUGACCGCUCUCCACUACAACCCAAAGACACACACGAUUGAAGAUCUCGGGAGUGAUGAGAUGCAUCAGCAGGUUACUGCAGUCGAAGCUCUCAGCCAGGAUCUUUACAUUGGUGCCGAGAGAGAAGGACAUUUAUUUGUGGUUGAACGUAGUCCAUCAGACUCAACAGAGUCUUUUCAAGAAGAACCGCUCUUGGAUACAGUCAGUCAAUGGCAUCUUGGAGAGAUGGUCAAUCAGUUUAGAUUUGGAUCUUUGGGUGUGGACAAUUCAGAUCCGGAUAGUCAGACUGUCAGCUCGUCGAUUAUAUUUGUUGCUACAAGUGGUUCGAUUGGUAUGAUAGUGGAUCUCUCGGCCGAAAGGUUCAAUUUGCUACGUCAGAUGCAAAGCAAUAUGACCCGUAUUGCAAACAGCAUUGGAGAAUUAAGCCAUGCAGAUUGGCGUAAUUGGUCUACCGUGGAUCAUCAAGAAUUGAGCUGUAAUGUCAUUGAUGGUGACCUGAUUGAGAGCUUUUUGGACUUGACUCCUCAACAAAUGCAAGGUGUAGUAGAUGGUCAGAACGGUGGUAGGAAAUUAGAUUUGUCUAUUGAAGACUUGUGUAAAGUAGUAGAGGAACUAAUGAGCAUACACUCUUAACCAAAAAACAAAUUCAAACUCUCUUUUGUUCUUUCUCUCUAAUUUCUCUUGCUGUAAAUACUUAAAGUCAUAUCUUCUUCUUCUUUAUAUUAUAUAUAUUAUAUAUUAUAUAUCAAUGUUACUAUUACUACUAUAACUAUUAUUUCUUACGAAAACUUUUAUUUCUUGCCUUUUCCAAGUAUGCAUGCAUUCAUUUCCCUUAUAUUCAUGUAAUAGAAAAAUAAAUUAUUUUAAGUUGCUUAUAUAUCCAUAU
Phycomyces blakesleeanus NRRL 1555(-) is the source of this 3652-nucleotide messenger RNA. RefSeq lists its product as hypothetical. Gene Ontology annotation, molecular function: nucleic acid binding; protein binding. Lineage: Eukaryota; Fungi; Mucoromycota; Mucoromycetes; Mucorales; Phycomycetaceae. The transcript has 13 exons. Gene Ontology annotation, cellular component: nucleus. The record is from RefSeq and is a predicted model, not a curated record. The coding region runs from base 1 to 3399 and encodes 1132 amino acids.